This is a messenger RNA of Coregonus sp. 'balchen', 9969 nucleotides long. NCBI's taxonomy places the organism in Eukaryota, Metazoa, Chordata, Actinopteri, Salmoniformes, Salmonidae. The record is from the annotation of a GenBank genome assembly.
UUUGUGUGGCGCGGGCCUUCAAUCAGUAGCUGCUCUACGUUCUUUCCAAAAGAUGCUCGCUCACCGAAUCAAAACAAUAAAACGAAGAACAAGAAUUCUCAAGGAACUCUUGCCUCUAAACAAACUUGGAUACACUUCAAAUCAAGUAACUUCCUCGUAGUUUGAAGGGUGUAUUUGUUAUUUUAUUUCACUACUAUCGCUCUCGAACGUUUACAAGACCAAGCUCGCGCCAGUCUGAUGAAUUCGCCGAACCAGGACGAAGAUGAUGUGCCCGUUAAAGACCCGGUAAAAUACGGCGAGCUGGUCAUAUUGGGGUGAGUAACAGUAGGCUAGACGGAUAAAUAGUAGUUCAUCUCACCGGAUCGAAACUGAACUAAUAGUCGUAGUAGCGCGAUUCGUCUACUACUAUUAUGUUCGCCUACUACGAAAAAAUUGAAAGGAUGACGUGUGAGUCGAUUGAGUUCGGUUGGUUUUGUUCUAUACAGACAAACGUUAUCCUUUAUUGCUGUACAGAAAAUGUAAGCUUAUUGUUAUUUCGCAACAUAUUUGCCCCACAAAAUUGUGGGGAAAUUAUUGUGAAGUUGCAAGAGAACGAGCGCUAAGUAUGGUAACGUUACAGUAACUUUGUAACACUGGAGGACUGAUUUGAUACACUCUGGUUAUGUCGACGAAAUAUUGUUACAUUGUUUACAGCGCCCGAAUAUAAUUGGUAUAAUAAGUAGCUGCUACAUUGCACCAUAAGCCUACACUGAAAUUAGGAAGGAGGAUGUAGCCUUUUUUCUUCAAUAAAGGUCUGAGUGGGUGUAAAAUCACCACUCGAUUGCUCAGGCUGAAAAUACCUAUGAUGUCAUACUAUUCUGGAGCUGUGAUGAUCGCAGAAAGUGGGACACUGGAUGAAACCAAACCAACCGAUAAAACACAGCCAAACAUAUCUCACCACAAUUAAUGUGUAUAUAUAGCCAAUUUUUGUGUUUCACUUAGGGAAUUAAUCAACAACCACACACAGGCCUAUUGGAACAUUCAUAAAUGGAGCCUGCAUGUUAGCUAACAUAUUUUCCCCACUCAUACCAGACAGGAUGUGUGUAAGAGAGACAGACAUUCAGCAUUUCCACCUCUGCCCAGUCUAUAGUCCUGAGGAUCAGUUGCUUAUCUACUCUCCCAUGCACUCUCUCAUUCUCAAACUUCCGCCAAGCUUCCAGAGCAUCCUGUAUACAGGCCUGUGAUGCAGUGACCCCAUGAUAUCCCUCUCCACCCCCCCCCCCCUGAACUAGACCACUGACCAAUCCCAAAUCAACCCCUAGCCCUGACUUGGGCACAGAUAUUCAAAUAUUGGAUAGGUAUGAGCAAUAUAGUUAUUAUAGCUAGACUACCUCUUGUCCGGAAUUUUUUGGCAUGUUGCAUGUACCUCUCCAAUGCUCUCAGACCUACACAAGUAACACUACAUAAGGGUAGAGGCUAAUGGUUUAUCCACCGUCUCGUGUUAACGCUCCCGGGUCUAAACACAUGGUUCUACCCACCAGAGACUGGGGUUCAAUCCCUGCAUCCUCCCUUUUCACACUUUACUGUCUCCCCCUCUCGUUUCAGUACUGUCUCAAUAACAUGCAAAAAAUACGCAAGGAGAGUGGAAUUCCACUCCUUUUAAAAAUAAAAGAAACUGUCUGACUACUAGCUCUAGUAAGUGUAGUAAUAGUAAUGUGUUAGCAGUAUGGUUAAAUCUCCACCUAGCCCUCGUGGCUAUGCUGUCCAUAUGCUGCUGACCAUCAUGGGCAUAGAGUCAGGCUGCACUUGAAUACUGAUUAGCCGCAUUCUCCCCCCUGUAGCUAAAGGACAUACAGUGGCAGAGAGAAAACAGCCAUGCGUGACACUACAAGGCACGCAGUCCUCUGCAGAAAUGCUAUUGGAAUCUCCCUCGCUCCUUUGUAAUUACACUGUAAUGAUUUAGUCAUUACAUAUAUAGUCCCCUGUAGCUCAGUUGGUAGAGCAUGGCGCUUGCAACGCCAGGGUUGUGGGUUCGUUUCCCACGGGGGGCCAGUAUGAAAAUGUAUGCACUCACUAACUGUAAGUCGCUCUGGAUAAGAGCGUCUGCUAAAUGACUAAAAUGUAAAUGUUAAAAAUGAAAUCUUCAUACACAGACCCAAUGAUGUUCUAGGAAAUGCUGAAUGUUCUUCCAUGUUCGCUCUCUUGGAUAACUAGCUGCAGUAUAACAUUGAGGAAAUCUUGAGAGAACCCUCUCCUCGUCGCUAUCAGACAUGUAUAUUUUGACUAUAACUAGCCUAUGUUAUGCUACGAUGGCAUGAUUUGCCAGAUCCACCUUAACCUUCACAUGCUCUGCAGUCUCAGCCUGUCUAUCUCAGUGCAGGGCAUGUGAUGUGGUGAUUGUUCUGAACCAGAACCAGAGUCCCUGUCUGCUAUCUGUCAUUCAUUAUCUUAGUUAGACUGGGCUGAGUGGGCUCUCUGGUUCUGUAUGCUACCCAGGGCCCAGCUCUGCUGCUCACCCCUGCCCUUCGCUCUCAUGCCAACUUCUCCUUCUCUACAUUUCUAUCUUUCUCUGUCUUACUUCUCUCUCUCUCUCUCUCUCUCCAUCCCCUCCCCCCUCCCCAGUGCUGUUUGCUGACUCUCUGAGAGAAGCAGUCCUCGGUGGCUCUUCUGCCCUCUACAAAAAUAAGCCCUGUGUCGGGGGGCAGAGGAAGUGAAUAUUUCAUACUGCGUACAGCUGUGCUGUAGGGUUGGGCGAUGUCAACCUUUUUCCUAUUGUGAUUAUGUACUCAUAAAACAUUGUGAUAUACGAUGGUAUGGCCCCCUAUUGGCUCGUAUUUUAAUAGCGAUUAAUCGCGUGCUACAACUGGACGAAUCAUGACGAAAGAUAAUGUUGUUGAAAGCCUGGGCAGAGGCUAAGUGCAAGCAAAUCUUUUCUAAUAUUCCUUUCUGGUGGAGAUUCAGCAUGGAACAGGUGUGUGUGUGUGUGUGUGUGUCUGUGUCUCACAUACAUGAUGGGGGGAGGGGAGUAUUUAUGUCUGUAAUAAAGCCCUUUUGGUGGGAAAAACUCAUUCUGAGUGGCUGGGCCUGGCUCUCCCCAGUGGCUGGGCCUAUGGCCUCCCAGGCCCACCCAUGGCUGGGCCCCUGCACAGUCAUGUGAAGUCUGUAGAUUAGGGCCUAAUCAAUUUAUUUCAAUUGACUGAUUUCCUUCUAUGAACUGUAACUCAGUAAAAUCUUUGAAAUUGUUGCGUUUAUAUUUUUGAUCAGUAUAGUUAAGGAGUGUCCGUUUUAUAAAAAAUAAAUGAAUAGGUUUAGGCUUCAAGGCCCAUUCAUCCGACAGUGUGAGAGAGCGAGUGAGAGAAACAAUGUUUUCUGACUGGACAUUUUGCGCUGUUUUGGUGGAAUUCUCUGCUCUGUCUAGUCCUCUCUUGCGUUCUGUAGGCCUAUAUAACAUAGGCUAUAUCAAAUAGAAAGGAACAGGCAUAUUACUCUGAAUGUUAUUCGUGUGCUGCCCUGCCGUCCGCUGGCCAACUCCAUUCUUUACUGCGCAGGACCAGUCAAGUUCAAAUAGGUUAAACCAUCGUCUGUCAUAUCACGAUGUCGUCACCAUCGACGAUGGCUGUCAGUUAUCGUUGAUAGACAAUACUAUCAUAAUAUCGCCAAACCCUACUGCGUUUUGCCUGGCCAGUUCUGGUCCAUCUGCUUCCCGCAUCACAUUGCAUCUCGGCCUUCUCUCAUCUCUUUCUGUAUCCCUCGCUUCCUGACCUCUGCCCUGCUCUCUUCCUGCUCUCUCUCACGCUCUCCCUCAUGUUUACCCCCUUUCUCUCUGCCCUCUCUCCCUGUAUUUCUCCGCCCUCUUUCCCUGCCCUGUCUCUUUCUUUCUGGUCUACCUCUCCUCUUUUCACUCUUUCUCCUUACCCCCUCUCCUCCUGCCUGUUCAGCUCUGUCCUGAUGUGACACAGGAUCAUUGUACAGGUAGCAGUGGGUUCCCUUCAGAUCUCCUCUCCUUAGAUCUCAUGACCGGGCAUCUCUACUGCACUCUGUUCUAACACUGUGGAAAGGGAAAUGUCUUGGCUUGUCUAGUCUGGUCUGGACUAACAUUGUGAAAGGGAAAGAUCUUGGCUUAGGUCUGGUUUAGAACUGUGGAAUGAUUCUGAUCGUCCAGGAAGAGCAGCUGCAGCUUGGCAUAGAGAGGCAUAGCUUUGUUAAAUAGGAGAGAGGGAGGGCUGGCAAGAGACCUAGAAAGAGGGAGUGAGAGAGAGAGAGAAGAAAAGAGCGAGGGUGGCCAAGAGCGAGAGAGGAUUGCAAGACUAAGAGAGCGAGCGAGAGGAGUGAUUUGAUUUGAAAGCAGGAUUGAUGUCCCCUCACAAAGGGCUCUGUGUCCACUGGGCAUCAUCUGAAUAGUGUUUAAUAGGUACCAUGCCCCGCUGAUUAGCUGAAAGCGGCCCUCACCGUGAACUCUUAGCGUGACGGCGCAGCUCUACUCAGUUGCCCAGAAAGCUAGAGACGAGACACGAAAGAGUUUAGAUUUGAACAAUCAGCAGAGAUGACAGCACAGUUCCACUUAGCCUAACGCUUGCUCAUUCUCUCUCUUUCUCUCUUCCGUGUCUCUCGCCGUCUCUUUCGGUGCUGACACACACUAACAAACGCAUACACACACACAGAAAAGUGCCCAGAAGUGAGGUUAAGAAGGAGUUGAACCUACAAGUAUUCAGAGCACCAUAUUCAUUCAACCAUUGUUAUUCAGGCAUUUGCUGAAUACAGUUUAAUUGGUGUUUCAGUGUAAGGAGUGUUCGCCCAGUAAGCAUGCUAUUCUGAGGUUUCAAGUGGCGUGUCAGUGAAUUGGGCUCAAGUGAUACUUAUCCGUAUAUGAGCGAGUAGUUGUACAUUAGUUGUCUGUGAGGAAUGAGUGGUGGAGGUGAUAGGGAUUUGCAAUAUCACAUCUCCAAUGAUCACGAGGUGAAUAGGCUACAUGGCAUAUUCUCUUACUUCAUUUCUAUUGGUGACCACAUUUAAACAUUUUUCCAGAUUUUUUUUGUUAGUUGGUGGGGUUACAGGCACAAUAUUCAUAUAAUUUAAUAUAUUCGGUUCAUAUCAUAUUUUAUAUAAAGCAGGCAGACAGGCAUCGUGGCAUUCAGUUACUGUUAGAUUGAACGAAUGGGCAAAAUUAGUGACCUAAGCGACUUUGAGCGUGGUAUGAUCGUCAGUGCCAGGCGCGCUGGUUCCAGUAUCUCAGAAACGGCCGGCCUCCUGGGCUUUUCACGCACGACAGUGUCUAGGGUUUACCGAGAAUGAUGCGACAAACAAAAAAACAUCCAGUCAGCGGCAGUCCUAUGGACGAAAACUGUUUGUUUAUGAGAGGUCGAAGGAGAAUGGCAAGCAAACAGGCGAGCCACAAACAGGCAAAUAACGGCGCAGUACAACAGUGGUGUGCAGAAUGUCAUCUCGGAACGCACAACUGAUCAGUCCUUGUCACAGAUGGGCUAUUGCAGCAAAGGACCACUCCUAUCAGCUAAAAACAAGAAGAAGUGGCUCCAGUGGGCACACGAUCACCAACUCUGGACAAUUGAGGAGUGGAAAAACAUUGCCUGGUCCGACGAAUCCCGGUUCCUGUUGCGUCAUGCUGAUGGCUGAGUCAGGAUUUGACGUAAGCAACAUGAGUCCAUGGACCCAUCCUGCCUGGUGUCAACGGUACAGGCUGGUGGCAGUGGUGUAGUCGUGUGGGGAAUGUUUUCCUGGCACAUGUUAGAUCCCUUGAUACCAACUGAGCAAGGUUUCCAUGCCCCGAACAAUUCAGGCUGUUCUGGAGGGGUGUCUGACCCGGUACUAGAUGGGUGUACCAAAUAAACUGGCCACUGAGUGUAUAUUUCUGUCAUACCUGUGGGCUGCCACUCAGAAAAAGAAAUAAAAUAUGCAUAGAUACAAAGGAAUGAUCAUAUUACAUCGUUUAGUUUAGUAACAAAACAUUUAGCAUGUAAAGGAAUGAUUUAUUUAAUCAUGUAGAAUCUCUGUAUGUGUUUGUGUUCUCUGUAGGUACAAUGGCUCUCUGCCCAGUGGAGACCGGGGGAGGAGGAAGAGCCGCUUCGCUCUGUACCGGAGGACCAAGGCCAACGGAGUCAAACCCAGCACUGUUCACAUCCUCAACACACCACAAGGCAGCAAGGUGUGUGUGUGUGUGUGUGUGUGUGUGUGAGAAUGUGAUGUUACCAUAGUCUUCCUAUGGUGGGAAAUGCUGUCCUCAUGGUAGGCCGACAGUAACGGUGGACAGAGAGUGUGUGUGUGUGUGUGUGUGUGAAAGAGAGAGGAUAUCUCAGCAAAAUGAGGAUGUUGAAGUCUACCCUAAACUCUCCUCUCCUGUGGUGGUGUUGUGAUUGCAGGCAGUCCACAGCAGGGGGCAGCACAGCAUCUCCUUCACUCUGUCCCGCAACCAGACAGUGGUGGUGGAGUACUGCCACGACAACGACACUGACAUGUUCCAGGUAAACCCCACAACAAAACUUUUUUUGUUGUUGGCUAAAUACGAAAAUAAUGCUUGCCUGCUUAUCUAGGUAAUACUCAGUUCUUUGUCUUCCAAAAACAGGAAGAACAGAAAGAGGAUAGCUACCGAACACCCAGGUGUUGCUACCACUUUUUCCCUUUUUGGAAGACAAAGAAUUUGGUUGUUAUUUUCGCUUUUGCUGUGUGUAUACAACCUCCUCCAGAGUUUGUGUAUCGGAUGCUUUAUUUUGGGUCACAUGCUGGGAAUACUCUCCACCACAUAUGGGCUUGGCGUGUGUGUGUGACACACUGAAAUAUAGAAGAAUGAAUCAGCCAAUCCCACACCAAACCCCUACUGUAUUGUAUGAGUAAGAACCACACCAGCAGCCUUCCACAACAGCAGGGGAACGGGAUGAAUAUUCAAUCAGUUCUGAAAUAGAUCCCACGGGGGGCCAGUAUGAAAAUGUAUGCACUCACUAACUGUAAGUCGCUCUGGAUAAGAGCGUCUGCUAAAUUACUAAAAUGUAAAAUGUAAUGUCUGGUGGCCAGCUUAGAACAGGGGCCCAGAUACAUUCAAAGCACGGAGAGCGUUGUAGAACUAUGAAGAAAUGUAUCUUAAGUGGGUUAUCACAGGUGGUUAAUUUACCAAUUUACCGUGAGUAACUGCACACAGCUUGAAAUUAAAUGUAGAUGUUAUUGCUAUUUUUGUGUGAAAGAUUAUUCAAAUCGUGGCAAGUAAUAAGCACAGCAGGAUCCUUCAAGUCCUGGCCUAAUUAACAAGUUAAAGAAAAGCUCAAAUCAUCAAAAUCACAUCAUCAAUAAAACCAAAAUCACGACUUGACAUAAAUAUUACUUUAAGUGGAGCAAAGGACCUUUUAAAAUUGCUUUCCCAACGAACCCUGUUCUGAACACAAUAAAGAUCCCAUGUAAUGCUUCUCUCUCUCGUUUCCCCUGUAGAUUGGGCGCUCCACAGAGUGUCCCAUAGACUUUGUUGUGACGGACACAUCAGGAGAGGGGAAGGAGGGCGAGGACCCCUCGGUGGCCCCCAGCACCAUCUCCCGCUUCGCCUGCAGGGUGGUGUGUGAACGCAGCCCCCCCUACACCGCACGCAUCUAUGCCGCUGGCUUUGACUCCUCCAAAAACAUAUUUCUAGGGGUGAGUGUGUAGCACGGGCUCGGUAGAGAGACCAAAUGGAGAGCUCUAAAUGGAUGUCAGUUGAAAAUGAGUUGGAGUAGAAUCACACUUCAUUAGGGCCACAUUCAUUAGGUACAAACGGGAGACAACAGUGUGUUCUUAUAGGACAGGUUCAGGUAGUACCUACCUACGGUUUCUCAAAUUGGGUGGCUACUGAACACAACCCAUCCUAGAUGCGAAUAACCAAGCUUCUGUUCUUUCUCCGUUUUCUUAUUCUAUUUCAUCUUCUUCAUCACCUCCUCCUCUUCCAGGAGAAAGCCACUAAGUGGAAGAACCCGGACGGCCACAUGGAUGGUUUGACCACAAACGGGGUGCUGGUGAUGCACCCUGAGGGCUUCCCUGAGGACAGCAGACAGGGCCUGUGGAGGGAGAUCUCUGUUUGUGGGGACGUCUACGCCCUCCGAGAGACACGCUCUGGACCCAGCCGAGGCAAACUGGUCAGUACCGUAGGCUACAAGAGGUACAACCAGGGCACCCUAUUACCUAUGGGCCCUGGUCAAAAGUAGUGCACUAUAUAGGGAAUAGACACCUGUAUGUAUCUGUGAACAUAUCAUUUUCUCUGAUUUGUUCUUUGUGUGCAUAUGUACUAGUGUUUAGCAGUAGUAGUCUGAUGUCCUCCCUGUGUGUGUGUGUGUCUCCUGGCCUGCAGGCGGAGGGAGAGAGCAGUGCCCUGCGUGAUGGUUCUCUGGUGGACCUGUGUGGAGCCACUCUGCUGUGGCGUACUGGAGAGGGCCUGCUCCACGCUCCCACCCUCCGCCACCUGGAGGCGCUGCGACAGGAGCUCAACGCUGCCCGGCCACAGUGUCCUGUAGGCCUCAGUACCCUGGCAUUCCCCAGCCUGCCACGCAGCCACAGGUGGGUAGCUACUACACAGUGACAGACAAGGAGCUACACCACAAGGAGGUAGUAUUCAUGAGUUGACCCUAUCUACUGGUACAGUGGUCGGGGCAAAUUCAACCUUGAGAACUACACAACAUUUCUCGAUUACAACUACGUUUUUAUCCCUUGUAGUCUAUUUAUAGCUAUUUUACGAUACAACUACUACCAAUAAAAUAAAUGAUGCUUUGAGUUUGAGGAAAAACUUAAACCUAGUAGUUUUCCUUUUCUCCCUAGUCUGGAGGAGCGCCAGCCCUGGGUUUACCUCACCUGCGGACACGUGCACGGCCGCCACGACUGGGGCCAGCGCCCCGAGCGCCAGGAGGCGAGAGGAGGAGGAGAGGGAGAGGGGGAAGGAAGGAUCUCCACAGUCCGCCGGGAGUGCCCUCUAUGCAGGAGCGUGGGGCCCUACGUGCCCCUGUGGCUGGGGUGUGAGCCUGCCGUGUACGUGGAUGCAGGAGCGCCUACGUACGCGUUUGUACCCUGCGGCCACGUGUGUUCAGAGAGGACAGCCAAGUACUGGGCGGAUACCCCGCUGCCCCAUGGGACCCACGCCUUCCGGCCCACCUGUCCCUUCUGCUCUGCCCCUCUUAGCAGCACUCCACAGGGCUGGACACGCCUCAUCUUCCAGGGCCCCAUCGACUAGCCUGGGCCCCACGGAUGCAUUCCACAACUACUACGCAACAGUGGAACCAACCAAGUCACUAAGCCAAAGGCCCAAUCCUAACUUGAGAUAAUAGUGUGCAACUAAUGUGAAUAUUUCUCAAAUGUACACUACAUCUGUUAGCUGUUAGACAAGUGUGUGUACCUCAAACAUUUGUGUAAAUCAUGCAUUGAUGUCAGUUUAGGAUCUGUGCGGUAGUUUGCAUUAGACACACAUUUCUCUCAAGGUAAGAUUUGGCCAUAACAGAUCCUCCCUUCAAAAGCAAUAAGAACACCACUAUAGCAAAGCAUUAAACCCGUAGAUAAGCUAGUUUUUUGGCUAGUCAUCCAUGUCUCCAAUUCUGUCUCUCUUCAGACAUGGCUGAAUGUUGUCUGCAGCUCAAGGGCUAAACCUAAGGUGUGUUGAAGUCACUGGAUGUUCAUGAUUGCUGGUUUCCUGACAAAUUCCUCUCAGCCCAAUUUUGAACCAAUAAUGUAAUGAUGCUUCUGCAGUUUUUGAGUGAAUAUUCCUUUUGACAAAUAUGAAUUAUCCUGAAAAUAAAAAGUUGUAAUAUUUUGCGAAGCGGUUCAACCCCAAAGUACCAAUAACUUACUCUACAUUUGCAAAUAUAAGUGAUGUUGGUGAACAUUCUACAGUUUGACCACACCUCAGGUUUAUGACCAAACAGACAGACAGGGUCCGUGUCAUGAGACAUUAUAGCAGAAAGGUCAAAAAGCGUGACCUAAAGUAACCUCAGAAGACAUAUUUUCAAUGAAAAUAUAACUAUUUUAUUAAAAUGGGGG